AUGUUUAUCAAGAUGGCAAUCAAGGAUCAUUUUAAGACUUUGGAAAUCCCACGUUCAUGCAAUGAAGAUGACGUCAAGAAGGCCUACAGAACACUUGCUAAGAAAUAUCAUCCUGACAAAAAUGACGCGUCAAAUGCUGAAGAGAAGUUUAAAGAAAUUGGUGCUGCAUAUGAAAUACUGAAAUCCAAAGACAGACGGGAGAUAUAUUUAAGGUCACUCCAGAGACAAGAGGAUGAGGAAAGGCAACCAAAGUCGUCCCAAAGCAAUAGCAACACAACAUCCUGGAGAUCAGAACAUAGCUCCAACCAAAGCAAUGGUAGUAAAAACAAUACAAGCACGGGUGCGUCAAGUGGUGGGACCACUGGACAAACGGGUUCAAGCAGUAAAGGAACACAAAAUAAAUCAAAUGAAAGCCAAAGUAAACAUAAGGCAAACAAAAGCAAGACAAGUGCAAAUGAAGGAACGCCUUAUACCAAGCAGGGAAAAACAGAAAAAUCCCAUACAACGAGGAAAACAUCUGGUAGAAAACCAACCAAUCCUUUUUCAACUAGUUAUGAACAUGGUCAGAACAAUGAAAAAAGAAAACCCCCAAGUUUCCAGCAAAAGCGUUCAUUCUCAAGUACCAUAUAUGACAGUGAUGAUGAUGAUUCAUUUGAGACUAUGUUUGACCUAGGUGACAUCUUAAAUAGAGGGAAGUAUGGUCGUACUAAAUUUGGAGACAAAUUGAAACAAUCACCAAGAAGAAUGUCGAAUGCUGAACGACCUGAAUGGGAUAAUUCUUGGAAUGAAAGCAAACCCGAUGAUAUGUUUGACUCUAUGUUUGAUGAUUUCAAAGGUGCUAGAUUCAUGAAUGAUGGAAAACAAACCUUUUACACACAUUCAUACUAUAAUAGGAAAAAUGGUAAGCCUACAUUUACCAACGAGGAUAAAGAGUACUAUGAUUGGAAUUGUGAAACUGAGGGGGACACAACUGAUGAGACACUGUACGACUCUUUGGGGAUGUGCAUGUUUUGCAAAAGGACUUUUGAUCCUGAUAUAAUACUGAAACACCAAAGGGUCUGUGCAAGAUUAGGAAAGUCAAGAUUAGCUCGGGACAGUUUUGAUGAGGAGCCAGACCUUACUUCGAGAGGAACAUAUUCCUCGGGAGAGCAGAACAGUACUCGAGGAGUGCAGGAUCUCCCAUUACAUCAGCUUCAAGGUCCUAUAGCUUUGCGGCCACCUCACCUUUGUGGGGUCAGGAGGAUUUUAGAAGUAAUCCUAGUACAAUUUCAAAUGAAAGCUUUUUCCCAAGACCCAGGCCUUAGAGCUGUCAGAAGACAUCGUCUUUCCACAUGGUCAAGCCAUCUGAAGGAAGGAACAGAAUUAAGAUCAUAAGUAAUCACAUGACGAGCGCAUCACAAAGCCUCCAAUCAUGAACAUGAUUAUAUCAAGUGUCAAUAAUGCCUGCGAUGCCAUUCUAAAAAGAAAUCCAAAUUUAGGCAACAAUGAAAAUAAAUAUAUACGCUAACCCUACAUGUAGCUAAUAUUUAUCUUAGUGGUUGUGAUCUCUGAUCUUAUCCUAAAAUGCUUGGACAGCAUUAUAGAAACGCUUAGGACCGUCCAUGUACGACCGUCCAAAUAAAC
Owenia fusiformis is the source of this 1623-nucleotide messenger RNA. NCBI's taxonomy places the organism in Eukaryota, Metazoa, Annelida, Polychaeta, Sabellida, Oweniidae. The record is from the annotation of a GenBank genome assembly.